AUGUCGGCCGAUAUGCAGAGAAGCGGCGCAGCGUAUCUCCCUCCAGAGCUUUGGGAGAUGAUCAUCGGCAGCAUCACGGAUUGCGACUACCUGCCCCGCGUCUGGUUCAACUUUCGCCACGUAUCUCGGACGUUCAAGGAAAUCACCGAGCGCGUCUUUUCUUCAAACCACCUCCGAUACAGCCGCAUCACGCACGUCUGCUUGGACUUCUUUAUCAUGACGCCCAAGGGCGGAUUCAUCAGGGUUGAUGAGAAAAGACUCAUGCUCGAUUUUGAUCGACUAUCCGACGACGGGGAACGCGCUGUAUUCAAUGAGAAGCACUUCACAGGCUUGGGCAAUCUCGACAAACGGAUCAUGUUCAAUCGACGACGUUACAAAAUUGGCGACAUACUUGACGGUUUCCGUGGCGGCUGGGCAGCUUCUCAUAAGCGAGCGACGCGGGAGGACCGACCGCCUUAUUCUCCAAGUCAUCAAUGGGCAGAUAGCUCGCCGCUUCCACACAUCUUUUCUCUGAGGAGAAUUGCCAACGACACCGAUCUUCCCGGCGCGAAGUAUGAUUUCGAGGGUCUGGAGAUGUCCUUUCUCUGGAAGCCGGCAUUGAGCAAGCUUCUUGGGGAAGAGGAGUAUAUGAGGAAGGACCAGUUGAAAGGAAUGGCGGCAUCCGGUGAUAUGGCUUUUCUAGUGUCACGAUGUAGUCGCGAUGCGGCAGGUGCGUCUAUGUGCUACCCGACGGAGCCCAGAGAGAUCCUUGAAAGGACGAGAACGAAGCGUAUGCGAGCCGAGAAUGGCAAAAAUGGGAAGCGAAUUGUGACGGACGAUGAGCUUUUGAUGAGCAGGCAUUUUGAGGCCAAGGAGAUGGAAAUCUUGGCCUUUAGGCAUGGGUUUAGCAAGUCUGUCCUCAAGGAUGAGUGGGUCAUGGAAGACGGAAACGAGCAAGUGGACUCGCCUCUUCCAAUGUUUUGCAAUGAGGACAGCGAUCCUUGCGAUUCAGUUGGGAAUUACGAUUGUCCCCACGUCUACGUUCCUCACGCUAUUGUCAACAAGAGCUAUUUCUUCACUUAUUGA
Colletotrichum gloeosporioides is the source of this 1065-nucleotide messenger RNA. RefSeq lists its product as uncharacterized. NCBI's taxonomy places the organism in Eukaryota, Fungi, Ascomycota, Sordariomycetes, Glomerellales, Glomerellaceae. The coding region runs from base 1 to 1065 and encodes 354 amino acids. The transcript has a single exon. The record is from RefSeq and is a predicted model, not a curated record.